Coccinella septempunctata (seven-spotted ladybird) is the source of this 2641-nucleotide messenger RNA. It is a transcript of the gene Dnaaf5, whose product is annotated as dynein axonemal assembly factor 5. The coding region runs from base 56 to 2569 and encodes 837 amino acids. NCBI's taxonomy places the organism in Eukaryota, Metazoa, Arthropoda, Insecta, Coleoptera, Coccinellidae. Gene Ontology annotation, biological process: cilium movement; outer dynein arm assembly; inner dynein arm assembly. The record is from RefSeq and is a predicted model, not a curated record. Gene Ontology annotation, molecular function: dynein intermediate chain binding. Gene Ontology annotation, cellular component: cytoplasm. The transcript is spliced from 10 exons.
UAUUGACCUGUCACUGUUACAACUCCAAACUUUAUUGUUAGUUCAAUACGAAAAAAUGACUCUGAAAGCUGAGGAAGAAACAAAUGUGGAUACAGUGAAAUAUUCCAAAAUGAUCUGCACGAAACUGCAGAGCGAGGAUCGCAAACAGCGAAAGCAGGCACUCAAUGAUCUUCAAAAGUUCUUAAUCGAUAAAAAUCCAGAUGAUGAAACCCUUAGGAAUGUAUUCAACGAAACACAAAUUUACUUGGUGAACACUCUCCGGGAUAAAUCUGAAGAAGUCAGAGAAACUGGAAUUUCUUUUUUGACAUCUUUAGUGAUCCAUAUCUUACCUAUUAACGAUUUCUAUUUAACUUAUAUAUUUCCUGUUCUUGUUGAACGCAUUGGAACUGUUGAACUGAUAGAAGAAUCAGAAGAAAUAAGGUUGGAAUUGCUGCUAUUCCUCUCAAAAAUAAUUUCGAAAUACUCCAACACAGAGCAACUGAAACCGUUUUUGAAUGAUGCUGUCACAAUUCUGUGUGAAACGGUAAAAGAUAAAUAUCCAACAAUUAAGGAGAGUAGCUGUCAGUGUAUUGUAUCACUUGCUCAAGCACUGCCAAGGGAUUUCCACCUUCAAGCUGAAAGCUUGAUAAAACCUGUACUUACAUGUUUGAAUCAUCAAAGGUUCAAAGUGAGAGUAGAAGGAAUCAAAUGUAUUGGUGAAAUUCUGAUGCACUGCACAUACAAAGCCGUUGAUAUGGUAAUGGUACCCAUGGCGGAAAAAUUAUUCGAUUCAAUUCCGUUGGUCAGGAGAACUGUAGCGCAGGUUGCGAAAAAAUGGUUGACUGAGUAUAGAGACAGAUAUUCAUUCUUCCAUAAAAUUCUUCCUCUUUUAUUGACCGGGUUGAACGAUGAAGUUCAGGAAACUAGAGAAGAAGCUGCGGAAUUCUGGGAGGUAGUAGGCCUUCAGUACCAACAAGAAAAUGAGAAAGAUUUGAAGGACGAGAUGGAUUUCCUUAUUGAACCCCCUAAAUAUUAUUUAGAGCACUUGAAAAGGCCCAAUUUGGGAUGCAGAGUGCUCGUGCAAAGACAUGUGGGCAAAAUAGCACCAGCCAUAGCGAACGAACUGCAGAGUUGGCAGGCAGACGUGAGAUUCAGAUGUAGUCAACUGCUUUGCGCAGUCGCAUUGCAUUCGGAAAGUCUCCUAACCAUGCACCUCCAGUCGAUUCUACCUGCCAUGUUUUCCGCUGCCAGAGACGAUGAUCCAAGGGUGGUGGAUAAUAUUAUUCGAGCUUCCGAAAUAAUAGGCCUGUUUGUACCAUUCGAAUCUUGGAGCAAGCUGGUUUUCCCCCAAAUCGAGAACUGCCCCCAUUACGGUCAUAUCACGGUGCUGAGGAGCCUGGUGAAAGGAAGCCCUAAGGAUCUGAUAUGGGAUCGUUUGGAUGAAGUGACGGAAAUUUUGGAAACUGACAAUGUAUGCGUGAGCAGAAAAAAAAAAUUCCAAAACGAACUGGUUAAGUGCGUUGAAACGAUUUGUGAGAAAUAUCAAGCUAAACCAGACUCUCUCGUGGGCUACCAUCUUUUCAAAAUCCUGAUAACAACAAUUGCGCUCAGAGAUGUUGAUAAUACUCAUAUCGGUUUACACCUCUUGGAAAAUUUGAGUACUACCCUGAAUAUGGACAACACUCAAGAGCUGUGGAACACUUUUUUGAGAAGAUUACUUGAGGAGAUCAACGUUGAUCCAUCAGCAUGGACCAUGGUCACUACCCAAGGGUGUAUAUUCGAACUUGUUCUCACAGAUUCCGGUGAGGCCUUUGGGAAACAUUCGGAUUAUAUUUUGUUGAUACUCAAGGAAGUUCUCGACACCAAUACAGACCCUGAAUGCAGGCUGAAAAUGUUUUUAGCCUUGACGGUGGCUUUCGAGGCCAAAGAUGUAACAUUGAAGGAUUCAAACAACUUGACGCAGUUCUUUGAGGAAUUAAUACAAGACGUAUUCAUUCCUUCGUUGGUGUGGCACGCAGGAAGGACAGCGGAAGCUAUGCGAACGAUGGUGGCCAAUUGCUUGAAAACCGCCCUGUCUCCAACGCCUAACGUUGACCUAUUCGCCAACGGUGAUACUUUCCAACCCCUUUUCGACAAACUGAUACCACUUCUAUUGUCCCUGGUCGAAGAUGCAGCCUGGAAAAGUAGGCUUUUGGCGCUGGAAUGCCUGGUUUUACUGAAGAACAUCGCUGUGCGCAAAGCCGUUUGGGACACAGACGGAUUAGUUAAAAUUUACCCAGAAAUCAUGAAACGCUUGGAUGAUCCAACAGAGAAAGUACGAGAGGGUGCAACUAGAGCACUUGUUGGGAUAUUCGAAGAUUGUCCAGAAGACUUCAAAGCUGUUCAUUACAAAGCACAUCACGAGCUUAUCAUAGAUACGUUACUCAUACAUUUCGACGAUGAUGAGGAAAAUAUACAAGAUCUGAUAUUUGAUGUCCUCAAAACAAUGGGAAAAAUCAAUAAUGUCCAACUGAAAUCCAAGCUCGAAAGGCAGAAGUUAUUAUUACGGAACAAGAAAGGUUGCGAAUCCUUACUAGAGGAUCUCAACUGACUUUGUAUUUUUCAAAGUUUUUCUAUUAAUUUUUUCAGUUUGAUGUUUUGUUAAUAAAAAGUUAUAUAUGCA